AUGAUAUGGGCUUACGUGUCUGAUGAUUUUGAUAUUAAAAGGGUUACUAGAUCAAUCAUAGAAUCUGCAAGUGGGAGCGAAUUUAAUCUCACAGAAAUGGAUUUAAUGCAGCUUAAGCUUAGAAAGUUGAUUGGAAACAAGAGACUUUUACUCGUGUUGGACGACGUUUGGAAUGAGAAUUAUGAAAAAUGGAAUAGGCUGAAAACUGUGUUGAUUGGUGGUGCUUGGGGAAGUAAAGUCAUAGUGACUACACGUAGUGAACGAGUUGCUUCUAUCAUGGGAACAGUCGCACCACAGCUUUUAUCGGGUCUAUCAGAGGAUGAUUGCUGGCUGUUACUUGAAAAAAGGGCAUUUGGAUUGGGGAGUUGCGAGAAGACCCCAAAUUUGGUAGGAGUUGGGAAGGAGAUGGUAAAAAAAUGUGGAGGGGUUCCAUUAGCAGCAAGCUUUAGGAAGUUUGAUGCGUCUUAG
Elaeis guineensis (African oil palm) is the source of this 468-nucleotide messenger RNA. NCBI's taxonomy places the organism in Eukaryota, Viridiplantae, Streptophyta, Magnoliopsida, Arecales, Arecaceae. The record is from RefSeq and is a predicted model, not a curated record.